This is a messenger RNA of Labeo rohita (rohu), 2077 nucleotides long. RefSeq names its product arginine vasopressin receptor 1Ab (gene avpr1ab). Gene Ontology annotation, cellular component: membrane. Lineage: Eukaryota; Metazoa; Chordata; Actinopteri; Cypriniformes; Cyprinidae. The record is from RefSeq and is a predicted model, not a curated record. The transcript has 2 exons. Gene Ontology annotation, biological process: regulation of systemic arterial blood pressure by vasopressin; G protein-coupled receptor signaling pathway; positive regulation of vasoconstriction. Gene Ontology annotation, molecular function: peptide binding; vasopressin receptor activity. Bases 248 to 1480 code for a protein of 410 amino acids.
UACCUUUGCGCGUCAGAUCACCACAGCUGAGGCGCACCAGAAUAUGAUCCGCGUCUCUGAGACUUAAAUGCAUCAGUCCUCUCCAGUGUGCUCACUUGAAGACUCUGUGGGGGAUUCCCAUCUGCUGCCUUUUACGCACGAGUAUCCGUGCGCAAUGACGCUCCGGCUAGCGCGCACCUCUCCACAUACCUGAGAGAGCGCACUCGAUUUUACGCAUGAGAAUCACAGCUCGUUUCCAAACCCAACCAUGGGCAACGCGUCGAACCAAACCACGGUGAGCAACGACACCGACCCGUUCGGCAGGAACGAGGACGUGGCCAAAAUGGAAAUCACGGUUUUAAGCGUCACCUUCCUCGUGGCGGUGGUCGGAAAUCUGUGCGUGCUGCUGGCCAUGCACAACACCAAGAAGAAGAGCUCCCGCAUGCACCUGUUCAUCAAGCACCUGAGCCUUGCAGACUUGGUGGUGGCUUUCUUCCAGGUUCUUCCACAGCUCUGCUGGGAGAUCACCUUUAGGUUUUACGGACCUGACUUCCUUUGUAGGAUUGUCAAGCAUCUCCAAGUCCUAGGGAUGUUCGCGUCCACCUAUAUGAUGGUGAUGAUGACACUGGACCGCUACAUAGCCAUAUGCCACCCUCUCAAGACCCUCCAGCAGCCUACGAAGCGCGCCUACAUCAUGAUCGGGUCCACUUGGCUCUGCAGCCUGUUGCUCAGCACCCCUCAAUACUUCAUCUUCUCUCUGAGCGAGAUUCAGAACGGCUCGGACGUGUAUGACUGCUGGGGCCACUUUAUAGAGCCAUGGGGCAUCCGAGCCUACAUUACCUGGAUCACCGUGGGCAUCUUCCUCAUCCCUGUCAUUAUCCUCAUGAUCUGCUAUGGGUUCAUAUGCCACAGUAUCUGGAAGAACUUCAAGUGCAAGACCAAGAAAGGCACCCCGCACAGCACUAAGAACGGGAUGAUUGGAAAGGCGUCUGUUAGUAGCGUCACCGUCAUCUCAAGAGCCAAACUAAGAACAGUGAAGAUGACUUUCGUGAUUGUUUUGGCGUACAUCGUGUGCUGGGCUCCGUUCUUCAUCGUGCAAAUGUGGUCAGUCUGGGAUGAAAACUUCUCCUGGGAUGAUUCUGAAAAUGCAGCGGUGACUCUCUCUGCCCUUCUGGCGAGUCUCAACAGUUGCUGUAACCCGUGGAUCUACAUGCUCUUCAGCGGCCACCUCCUCUAUGACUUCUUAGCCUGUUUCCCCUGCUGGAACAAACCCAGAAACACGUUACACAAAGAGGACUCGGACAGCAGCAUCCGGAGGAACACCCUCCUGACCAAGCUGGCUGCUGUCCGGACCAAAGAUGGGUUCGACCCUUGGAGAGACCCGUGCAACUCCCGAAAAUCCAGUCAGUCUUUAGGGCUAGACAGUUCCCGCAAAUCCAGUCAAUGUUUGCAGCUUGACUGUUCACGCAAAUCAAGCCAGAGCGUUCCAAUGGAGUCCUAGGAGCCAGAUGGGGAUAAAUAAAGAGACAUGAAAAUAAAUAUACACAUAAAUAUAUAUCUACUAAUCUGUUUUAUUAUAUAUAUAUUAUACAUAAAAGUUGUGUGAUGAGAGUCUGCUCAUUUUCUGCUUAUAUAGGUCCUUAUGGUGAAUGAGAUGGUCUGGUUAAUCUACACUGAAUGAGUUCUGAUGACCUAAAAUGUGUUCAUUCUUAUAAAUGAUGCAUUUAUUUUACAGCACAUUAUGUCAUGUUGCACUUUCCAUUUAGGUUAAAGUCUGUGACUUCAGGUUUGUGUUUUACUUGUGUUUAAUAUUGAUGAGAACUUCAGCUUAAUUUCUUAGGCUGACGCGUAUCUUAUUUGUUUACACCGAUAACAUGAAGCUCUUUUUAAAUAGGUGGGAGUAAAAAAAAGUGUAUUGUGAGUGUGUGUACGUGUCAGUGUUACGACUGACUAAACUAAACUUUAUUUCCGCACUGGUGUAUAGCUUGUGCUCUGUCUUGUAUUGGUCGUGCCAAACGUUAACUGAGCAAAACAACUAAAACUGAAACAGCUUGUCUGGUGUUUGGCGAACUGUUUACGCAAAUAUUAAAAAAGUAUG